Molecule: messenger RNA, 3093 nt
Organism: Styela clava
Lineage: Eukaryota; Metazoa; Chordata; Ascidiacea; Stolidobranchia; Styelidae
Molecular function (GO): microtubule binding
Source: RefSeq, a predicted model, not a curated record
CAAAAGUUGUUGCCUCGGGGAACAACUGCAACAUACACAAUCGCAUUUUGUUCAAAAUUACCCACAAAUUACUAUACGUAUUGAAGCAUGUAAAAACAUUGCUGUCAUUGGAGACAAUAAAGCGCAGCGCUUCGUGCUGCUUUUAUAGUCACUUUGGUGCUGCUGAAUCACUUGACAGAGGUCCAUAAUUAGCCUAGGCAGUCACUCGGGGCGGUUUGUCGAGGUUUUAUAUAUUUUGGAAAUAUAGCCAUAUUUGGACCCCCGAAGACGACUGAAAGUGGGAAUAUGUCCGAAAAUAUUGAUGACGAUUUAGAGUGGUUGAUCGAGGAUGACGCAGAUGUUUCAGAAUCGAAACCUGACACAAGUGAAAAAGAAUUGGCAGAUCCAAAGCCUCCCGCACCUCAGAAACCAGCCAAUGAUGACAAUACUCAUCACACAGAUACAGACACAGAUGAUGAGGAUGAUGGUUUAACUCCUGUUGAAAGAGAAAUACUCGAGAGAAAUACUCUACUCAAUGAUGCAUCAGACAGAGAAGAAUAUGACCUCAAGUAUAAACUAGAGAAGGCAAAUGCUGAUUUAGAGAAAAUUGAUGAUAGCGAUUCAUCUCGUGAAGUUAAAGUUAUGUUCAAGAAAAAAUUAGUCGAUGUUGAAGCUCCACCUUAUGAUUAUAGUAGCGCUUCUUCUUCUUCUUCUAGUGAUUCAGAGGAUGAAACAAGCAAAUCUGUCUCGGUAUCAAAGAAAAAAUCAAGUAGUAGUUCAAGCUCAAGUUCAUCAAGUGAAGAUGAAGAAAGUAAAGACAAAGAUAUGGUUGUUGAAAGAGGCGGAAAAUUUCAACUUAUAAGCAGUUCCGAUAAACAAACUAUCAAUUCUAAUCCAUCGUCCAGCACUAAAUUCACUCCAGAAAAACCUGCAACAAGUUAUCAGUCUCCCAGAAGUUUCCAAGAACCGAAGAAACGACCAAACUCUGCUCCUGUAUCACAAUCACGAAAUAUGAGCAACCAUCAAUCCACACCAAGACCUGGAUCUGCAUCUAAAUCAAAUGAAUUUUCUCAUCUCAAGAGUCCAUAUGCAAUGUCUCCCGAAAUGAAAGAAUUAAUGAAAAAACGUGCUGCAGCUCGAGCUGCGAGAGAGGAAGAGGAGAAAGCACAAGAAAAACAGAAACAGGAAGAAAACCAACAAAAUGCAGAAUAUGCCUGGAAAUGUUGGGUUGAAAAGAAAGACGAAGAAAUGAAAGAAAGGAAAAGAUUGGAAGACGAAGAAAAGGAAAGGAAAAAAGUUAAAUAUGAUUCCAAAAAGGAAGCUGAUGAAGCUUAUGCUUUAUGGUUGAGUGAAAAAAGAAAGCAAACCAAAAAAGAUCGACUGGUCGAACAACAAAGACAACUGGAAAUUGAUGGAGGAUGGUAUCGAAGAGAUCGGAAAGAAUGCGACAAAGCUUACAAACGUUGGUUGAGACAAAAGAGCGAAGAAACUCAAAAACGACGAAUGCAAGAGAGAAAAUUUGGACAACAAUCUCGAGCUGAUGCAUAUCGUAUGAGGAAACUACAAAGACUAAUUAUGUCAAUUCAAAAUUCGCAACGACACCAGUAUUAGAAAAAUAUAUUAUUAUCUUAUUUGUCACUGUCUAAAAAUUAUUUUUUGUUACUCAUCCUCACUAUUUACUCAACAACAUUUUAAUAAAGAAAUGAUAGGAUGUUGCAUUCUGAAUUUUAUUCAAAGAAUUUGGUUCUGUUGAAUUGAAUCAAUUAAGGUAUUGUUUUUAAGUAAAAGUUGGCAUUUUUUCAGCAAAGUUGUGAUACAGUGCAGAAGUUUUGUGUCACACUUUCACAAAUUUUAUUAGACAGGUUUUCUUACCAGUUUACACCAAUGACAUGGAUAGUUCAAAUAUUUUGCAUGACGCUUCUAAAAUUGUCAUUAACUGCUUUUUAGUAGUAAUAAAUGUGAAAGUGGGUUGCCAUAAUUAAUGAUAUAGGCCAAUUACUGUAUUCCCGCAGUAUGUGCACCUAGAUGGCGGACACCGGAACAUAGCAUGUGUACCAGGUUAGGGUUAGGCUGUAUUUCAGGUACAAAUACUACGGGAGUCAUUUGGCUAGUCCCCAAACUCGUAAUAGAACUAAAGUAAGUAAAAAUGGAAUAAAAUUAUGGCUUAACCUGGUACACAUACUACGUUUCCACCAUCUUGGUGCACAUACUACGGGAGCGCCCAAUUUUCUUAGCUAUAAUUUGUCAAAUGUCUUGAUUUUACUACGAAAUAUAUCCAUUGAAAUUGUCAAAACCUAGACAGAACCUAACCAUUUGAAUAUAGGCAUUCGUUAAUAAAAUGCUUGAUUAAAUUUGAUUUCCAUCAUGAUAUUACUGUGAAGGUGGUAAUGUGUGUUUUCUCACUUUGUUUUAAGUUUGAAAACAUUUGCUGCUUAACAUGGUUCCAAUACCUGUCAAAUUUUUUUUCAAUGCAAACGAAUAUUCACUUCAACCAAGUAUUGGUGGUCUCCUGUGUGAUAUCAGCAAGCUUGGUAAAAUAUUUAGGAUAUGACGAUAGAAACGAUUAGUAAAUGUACAGUAUUUAUGUAUCACAUAUUCUGACUAACUCAGAUAAUUUUUUAUUCUAUCUCAUAGACAUAGAUGACCAGCUUCUUAUUUUUCAUUGCCAUAAUUUCAGAUUUUUUAUGAUACCCUAUUAUGUUAUAUUUUAUAAGAAAAUUUAAAAUCUAUAUUUUAUUAUAUAUCGAAGUAGCUGUAAAUGUGCACGAGUAUCCGUAGAUAAAUAAACAAGCUAAAUUGUUUUCAUUGAUAGAGCAGAAUUAGUUUUUCUGUUUUAAUAGGCUCUGCUCAUAAUUAAAACUCAUACCUAACUUCUUCAUCACUACUCUAUUAUUUUGUGCUUUCACUGUGGGUAAAACUGUGGAUGUAAUAACUGUGUAAAGCUAUGGUUGUUUAUUUUUUUUUAAAGUUGUCAAGUUAAGACAUUCAGAUUUGACUGAAGUCAAACUUUUCGAAAAAUACUGGGUAUUCAUAAAAGUCUUGAAAAGUCUAUUCAAUAAAAAAUUAUGUAUAACCUUAUUUAUAUUCUUAGAAAUUUUGUAUACUUGGCGCAAA